Fusarium mangiferae is the source of this 1641-nucleotide messenger RNA. RefSeq lists its product as uncharacterized. NCBI's taxonomy places the organism in Eukaryota, Fungi, Ascomycota, Sordariomycetes, Hypocreales, Nectriaceae. The coding region runs from base 1 to 1641 and encodes 546 amino acids. Gene Ontology annotation, molecular function: oxidoreductase activity, acting on CH-OH group of donors; flavin adenine dinucleotide binding. The transcript is spliced from 2 exons. The record is from RefSeq and is a predicted model, not a curated record.
AUGCGCUUCUCAUCUCUUUCGGGCGUGUCUGCUCUUACCUUGGCUGCUCUCACGGCACCAGCCUCAUGCAAGACCGCCGAUUCUGCCUACGACUAUAUUGUCGUUGGCGGAGGCCCUGCUGGCCUGAUCACAGCUGAGCGACUCUCGGAAGCAAACGAGAAGGUACUGCUCCUCGAGCGUGGACACGGUCCAACCGUCGCAACUGGAUCCAAUCACACUCUAUCUUGGGACUCCUCCCUUACCCCAAUCGACGUUCCUGGCCUCUCUUCUGCUGUUGGUGGACUUGAUCUAUGGAAUGAGUAUAUGUGUGAUGAUACUGCUGCCUUAGCCGCUUGUGUUCUUGGUGGCGGUGUCACCGUCAACUACAUGGUCUUUGUGCAUCCUCCUGCUCGCGAUUUUGACGACAAGUGGCCCAAGGGUUGGAAAUGGAACGAUGUUGCCCCGGCCGCCAACAGACUAUAUGCUCGCAACCAAGGCACUCUGGUCCCCUCCAAAAACAACGAGCGAUACGACCAGGGUCUCUACAACACUCUGUCUGGCUUUUUCGAUAAGCUAGGCUGGAAGUCGGUUGACAUGAUCAAGCAGCCUGACGAGAAGCACGAGGUUUACAGCUGGCCAUCCUGGAAUGUCAAGAAUGCCUUGCGAGCUGGGCCCGUCAGGACCUAUCUCCCCCUGGCCCAGAAGCGAAACAACUUCACUCUUCGCAUGGGUUCCAAGGUCAUUCGCGUUGUCCGUUCAGGCUCACGAGCCACUGGCGUUGAGGUUGAGACUGCUGCAGGCAAGAAGGAGAUUGUGAAGCUUUCAAAGCACGGUCGCGUUGUUCUUUCUGCUGGCGCCCUCACAACUCCUCGCCUGCUGUUCAACUCAGGCAUUGGACCAAAGAAACAGAUUCUGACUGCGAAGAAGACUGGUGUCACUCUUCCUGCCGAGAGAAACUGGAUCAACCUUCCUGUUGGCGAGAACCUCAUGGACCAUCCCAUCUUCACCUUCACUGUCAAGACUGGUGGUGCUUGGGGCAUGCUUGACACUGAUAGUGUCUUGAACGGCACUGACACCAAGAACAUCGAUCUAUAUGAGAAGAAGUCCUCUGGAGUCCUGACUCAAGGCCGCCAUCGCAUGAUCUUCUUCAGCUCCAACAAGGGUUCCGACGGUGUCACUCGAUACUUCCAAGGGUCAUGUGCUGCUGGAGGUGAUGGUAUCGCUUCCAUCAAGGUCUACAUGACUCACGGCCUGACCUCGACUGGUGUUCUGGGUAUGACUGAGGAGGGCAAGACUGUUAUUGAGAAGUCUCCUUACCUGCAAACAAGUGGGGAUGUCGAGGCCGCGAAGGCUUUUGUUCAGGACAUGGUUGAGAAGAUCACCGAUUCUUCAUCUGGAUUCGUUCUUCAGAAGGAGACCAACACCACAGCUAUCAUCAAGGCUGUUACCAGCGGGAACCAUUAUGCUGGUACCACCAAGAUGGGGACUGAUGAUGGGCGCAAGGGAGGCUCUUCCGUUGUUGACACCAACGCCAAGGUAUAUGGCAUGGACAACCUUUUUGUCUCUGAUGCUGGCAUCCAUCCCGACCUUCCUACUGGCAAUAUCCAGACCAUUGUUAUGGUUGCCGCUGAAGCUGCAGUUGCCAAGAUCCUUGCUUGUUAA